AAAAGAUUUAAGGGGCGAGAAAGUUUCAUGGGGCUCCUUGUAAAGUUUGAAUACCUGAGACAAGUUAAUCGCUGUAACAUGGACAGAAUAUGACUUGAGUCAGCAGGGCGUGCAUGUAUUGAGAGGCUUGUGGUUCAUAGUGUCCACCUUCCUCCCUCUCCAUCACACACCCUGUGCGGUGUCUUUCGUGCUGAUCCAGCUGAUGCCCAUCCGCGCGUAAAUGGAAAGCUUUUACGCACCGCGCGUCUUCACUUCAAAAGAGGUUUAAUUGUUGUUUUUUUUGCAUUGUCACACGCCUCGCCUGGUGCAUAAGUAGGCCUCAGACACUGGGGAUGUGCUGUGGAGAUGUAAGGGAUGCGGUAAUACCUCACUACAUAAUAGAGGAUAGAGGGGGGGGUAAAAGACAAGGCGUGCGUCGAGAGCGACUCAGACAUCAAUAACAUCUCGCUCCUCAUCAAUAAGGCAUUUUGAUGGAGUUAAUUAAAUAGAUUGCCUUGAAGGUUUCUCUGACAUUAUAAUAUUUAAUCUAAUGACCCCCCAAUGGAGAACAUCUGAAGGACGACUAUCCAGCAUCUAAGAUACUAAAAAGACUUUGGAGAUUUCUUUUUCUUUCUUGCAGCCAUGGCUAUCAACACUGAUGCUGCCUUUGGGAAAAGCGCCCUGGGCGAGAGGGAAGUGUCCAAUCCCACCGACUUCCAGGACACGGAGAAGCUGCUGAGCACCGGGACCACCGAGCCCAGCACCGGGCAGAGCAACAUCAAGGCGUCUGACUCCUUCUGCCUCAACAUCAGAGGCAGCGUCCGGUCGCUGGAUGCGGACCAGAACGGACACAGAUCACCGCUGAAGUCCGGAUCCAUCGGGCAGCUGGCGGCCCCACCCAGAUCCCUGUCCCGUCUCAGCCUGGGUCCGCUGCCCAGCCCGAUUCCACCCGGUUCCGUACCACCGAGUUACCUCUGGCUCGCCGUGCUCUCCUGUUUCUGCCCAGCCUUGCCACUCAACAUAUGUGCCUUGUGGUAUGCAAACGUGUCGAGGUCUGUUCUCCAUACAGGAGAUAUUGAUGGAGCUAGGAAGUAUGGGCGUCUGUCGAUGCUGCUCAGCUGUCUGGCUAUGCUGCUGGGUGUGGCUGUCAUCAUCUUCAUAGUGUUUACAAUAGAGACCCAGAAGUGAACUGUGGGAUGGAAGAAGUGUCCUUUAACUUCAUCUGAUCUCAAAUUUGCACAGAAGAGAGGAGGAGGAAGAGGAGGAGGAAUGUUGUUUUGAAGAUGAAAAAGCACAAAAAUCUGAGUUGAAAACAAGCUGAAGGGACUCUAAUGUACAAUGUAUUGCUUUUUGGACAAAAGAAAAAGGAAAGAAGUCAUUUCUCUUGCAACAACCAUGUCCAAUAACCCCACAAACUCAGGAACAAAGUAAGGAAAAUGAAGGCUGCACGAGUGUAACUACUCAUAGUCCAAACUAGUGGUGCACUGAGGUACACACCUGCCUGACACACAGACAAUUGGAUGGCAUUUUGCUUAUUAAAAAAAAAUGGCAUCAUUAGAUAUGAGGAUGUCCUAAAGACCAAAGAUACCAUCAUCGUCAAAAAACAAACACAUAUAAUAAAAUAAAUAUACCGUCUCGUCGUCGGACAAAAACAAAAAAGCAUCGGUGCACCUCUAGUCUGUAAUGCUGCCACUGCCUGCCCUGUUUCUCUCAACAUUUGCAACAAAGCGCGGACCGACUGUGGGAAGAUGUAUAUAUUGAUUUCAUACACUGUUUACAAACUCAUGUACGUUUAUCACAACAACGCCCUACUGCAGUCAUAGUGUGAUAUCUUGCUUUGCGUGCUACUAUGAUAAAUUGUUUCACACCUCAUUACGUUUACAAUAUACUGCAAGAUAUGAAUGGGGCUGUUCUCCCUGUAUGCACUGUUCUUGGCACUCUGAUGUUGAUGUUUAUACAUUUAUACUGUAUGACUGGUUUACUGUGCCAUAGUUCUGCAUGUCUGAAAUAAACUUGAAUGAGCAUGACAAGC
Messenger RNA from Sebastes umbrosus (honeycomb rockfish), 2011 nucleotides. Its product is annotated as trafficking regulator of GLUT4 1-like. Gene Ontology annotation, cellular component: membrane. The coding region runs from base 622 to 1167 and encodes 181 amino acids. The record is from RefSeq and is a predicted model, not a curated record. The transcript has 3 exons. NCBI's taxonomy places the organism in Eukaryota, Metazoa, Chordata, Actinopteri, Perciformes, Sebastidae.